This is a messenger RNA of Falco peregrinus (peregrine falcon), 873 nucleotides long. It is a transcript of the gene SAP18, whose product is annotated as Sin3A associated protein 18. The transcript has 4 exons. Gene Ontology annotation, cellular component: nucleus. Gene Ontology annotation, molecular function: transcription corepressor activity; transcription factor binding. Gene Ontology annotation, biological process: negative regulation of DNA-templated transcription. The coding region runs from base 81 to 542 and encodes 153 amino acids. The record is from RefSeq and is a predicted model, not a curated record. Lineage: Eukaryota; Metazoa; Chordata; Aves; Falconiformes; Falconidae.
CGCCCCCUCCCUCCUCUCGCGAGAGCUGAGGCGAGCGGCGGGACAUCCGGGGCCGCCGGCGGUGUGUGCGGCGGGGCAAGAUGGCGGUGGAGUCGCGCGUUACGCAGGAGGAGAUUAAGAAGGAGCCGGAGAAGCCGAUCGACCGGGAGAAGACGUGUCCGCUGCUGCUUCGCGUCUUCACCACCAACAACGGGCGGCACCACCGCAUGGACGAGUUCUCCCGCGGCAACGUGCCCUCCAGCGAGCUGCAGAUCUACACUUGGAUGGAUGCAACUCUGAAAGAGCUGACCAGCUUAGUGAAAGAAGUUUACCCAGAAGCACGGAAGAAGGGCACACACUUCAAUUUUGCAAUUGUUUUUACAGAUCUCAAGAGGCCUGGGUAUAGGGUGAAGGAGAUCGGCAGUACCAUGUCGGGCAGGAAGGGCACAGAUGAUUCUAUGACAUUGCAGUCCCAGAAAUUCCAGAUAGGAGACUACUUGGAUAUAGCAAUCACUCCUCCAAACCGUGCACCGCCCCCAUCAAGCCGCAUGAGACCAUACUAAACCGUUGCUUCUUUGUGUGAUCACAUCUUCUGUAUAUUCCUACUUGCUGUUCUAAAGCAGGCUUAUUUUUUUUGCUUUUGUUGCUAAGCAAGAACACCUGAAGACAAAGCUAAGCAUCAGAAAUGAAAGUUAACUUUUAAACCUUACCUUUUAGUUUGUUUAGAAGAAACACUUCUCUUUAGCAGUGCCAUCAUCCUAUCUCUGAUUGUUAUCUUUGAAUGGUAAGACAGUGUGUCCAGUGUUUCAACAUUUCCAUAAAAUGCGACCAGAAGGAUUACAGAUGUUCUGUAGUUCUUGUUUGGAAUAAAGAUUGAUGAUGUUAAUCUUUUGA